This is a messenger RNA of Ostreococcus tauri, 765 nucleotides long. Its product is annotated as Ribose 5-phosphate isomerase, type A. Bases 1 to 765 code for a protein of 254 amino acids. Gene Ontology annotation, molecular function: ribose-5-phosphate isomerase activity. The transcript has a single exon. The record is from RefSeq and is a predicted model, not a curated record. Gene Ontology annotation, biological process: pentose-phosphate shunt, non-oxidative branch. NCBI's taxonomy places the organism in Eukaryota, Viridiplantae, Chlorophyta, Mamiellophyceae, Mamiellales, Bathycoccaceae.
AUGUCGACGCGGGCGGCGAUGACGCAGGAUGAAUUAAAAAAGCUCGUCGGAUAUAAAUCCGUGGACGAUCACGUCGAGAGCGGUAUGGUGGUCGGUCUCGGUACGGGAUCGACGGCGUACUUCGCGGUCGAGCGCGUCGGGCAAAAGCUGGCGAGCGGGGAGCUGAAGAAUGUGAUCUGCAUCCCGACGAGCGAGCGCACGCGCGAGCAGGCGGAAUCGCUGAAGAUUCCGUUGUGCACGCUGAACGAGAAGUCGGAACUCGAUGUCGCGAUCGAUGGCGCGGAUGAGGUGGAUCCGGCGUUGGCGUUGGUCAAGGGCGGCGGCGGCGCGCUGUUGCGCGAGAAGAUGGUGGAGGUGAUGGCGAAGAAGUUUGUCGUCAUCGUCGACGAGUCCAAGCUCUGCAAGGGACUCGGACCGGGAUUCCCGUUGCCGGUGGAGAUCACGCCGUUCUGCCACAUGCACACGCUGCGUACGAUCGCAAAGUUGCCCGCGCUCGCGGGUUGCGAGGCCAUCCUCCGCAUGGGAUCCUCGUCGAACAACAAGAUCGACGGCGAUAACAUCGCGGUUACGGAUAACGGCAACUACAUCGUCGACUUGCACUUCAAGUCCCCGAUCAAGGAUCCGGUCGCGGCCGCGAGCCAGCUCAAGAACUGCGUCGGCGUCGUUGAUCACGGUUUGUUCGUCGACAUGGCUUACCAAGUCAUCGUUGCGGGCAGCGAUGGCAUCCGCGUCGCCGGCACGGAUGGCGAGAAGCCGUGGUGGUAA